AUGGAUAUGGACGAUGACCCAACAAGCAUAAUAUUGAACCAUGAUUUGCCUGCCGCGGUAGAUCCGACUGUAAUCAGUACAAAUACGGAUCCAACGGCAAUUCUCACGACUACACGUAGAACGCAAGUGAAAUUAACCGCUGAAAGAUUAUUAAGUGAAAGGGGCUUACCAUAUAUAAUGAAAAAUGCACCAAAGAGGAUAAGGAUUAGUAAAAGGAAGUCUGGAUACGAUAAUCUGACUAAUAUAAUACAAUUCUAUCAACUAUGGGCACACGAGUUAUACCCAAAAGCCAAAUUUAAUGAUUUCUUAAAAUUAUGUCAAACGUUGGGGAAGACUGAUAGAGAACUGAGAGAGUAUAGAACAAACUUGUUUAUGAUGGAAAUGGAUAAAACAAGAAUGGGAGAUGGAUCUGCCAUGGAAACUACCUUAUCUACACAGCAACUUCCGCAGGGUAUUACACAUUCGACAAGUAGUAUAGGAGAGGACUCUGGUGUAGCACAUAUUAAUGCAGUUGAACAACGAUCUCUCUUUGUUACUGAUCCAAAUAUGACAGCUACAGACGUCGAGAAGGCUACAGAACGAACUGGAAUUCUCGAGUCUCACAAUAGUCAGCCAGAAGCAGCUUCUGCUGUAGCUCCGGAAGAAAAAGGUAGUAAUGACAGUGACGAUGAGUUAUAUUCAAUAUCUCUCAAUAAAUCAAGAAACCAGACUGUAUUGCCGGAUGACGAUGACGAAGAAGAGGCAGACACGCAGAUACCGGAAAAGCAUAAUAUGGAAAGCACACAAAUAAUUGGUUCAAAGGAGCAGAACAUAUUAUCCGGAGAGGAGAGGAUCGAUGAAGAAUUGGAGAUGAUGAAAGAACUACAAAAUCAACAGUUACAGACCCAAAGAAUCGUAGAGACUCCGUUGGAAGAUGAUUUUGAAGAGGAUGAAGAUGCUAUGGAAGCCAUGAAAGAAUAUGGGUUUUAA
This is a messenger RNA of Naumovozyma castellii, 969 nucleotides long. RefSeq names its product Csm3p (gene CSM3). The record is from RefSeq and is a predicted model, not a curated record. The transcript has a single exon. The coding region runs from base 1 to 969 and encodes 322 amino acids. NCBI's taxonomy places the organism in Eukaryota, Fungi, Ascomycota, Saccharomycetes, Saccharomycetales, Saccharomycetaceae.